Cucurbitaria berberidis CBS 394.84 is the source of this 324-nucleotide messenger RNA. RefSeq lists its product as uncharacterized. Bases 1 to 324 code for a protein of 107 amino acids. Lineage: Eukaryota; Fungi; Ascomycota; Dothideomycetes; Pleosporales; Cucurbitariaceae. The record is from RefSeq and is a predicted model, not a curated record. The transcript has a single exon.
AUGUCGACAACAAGCAGCACCGACUCAAACAUGUCGUCGUCGCGCCUGGAAAUCGUCUCCGCAACACCCAGCUGCAAGACGCAGCGCGAAAGCGUCGAGAUUGCACCGGGGAACUUCUCCAAGCCGCGCGUUAAUAAACGCAGUCGUCGGGAUACGCAGGAUAGCUCUCGCAGUGAGGGUGAUAAGGAAUUCAAGUACUAUGGCCGCCAUGCGAAUCAGUGGUUGUUCAACGACUUUAGCGUUACACAUGCUGUGUCCAAGGGGUUUAAGAGAUUCUUUGGCAAGGAUAAUGGGGGAGAUUGGUAUGAGAAUCGGGAGAGGUAG